GCCACUGUUGCUGACUGUCUCAAUAUUGGUAUGUGCAGUUUGGGAGCAAUGGCAAAUACAAGGGUAAGUUUAGCACUUGUGGGGCUUUUUCUGGUCUUCAACUAUGUGAGCAGUACACCUGCAUCCCCGCAAGCUGUAAAAAUGCCACCUCAAGCUCCUCAGCUUCCUGGGAAGCCUACUUUACAGCCACAGAUGCCUGGCCAGGUUGCAAAAUGCCAAGUGCAAGACUAUGAAAGGGUUCCUUGUGGAGAACCUGGCAUCAACGGUGAUCAGUGCACCACUAUAAACUGCUGUUUUGAUGGCCAACAGUGCUAUUAUGGGAAAAUGGUGACUGUCCAGUGUACCCUUGAUGGCCAGUUUGUGCUGGUGGUGGCCAGAGAUGCAACAGUUCCCAGGAUAAGCCUGGAGUCCAUCAGCAUGUUGGGAGGAAACACUGGACCCUGUAGUCCUGUAGACUCAAAUACAGCCUUUGCUAUAUACCAGUUUCCUGUAACUGUUUGUGGGACGACCAUGAUGGUACAAGGUGGCUAUGUGGUCUAUGAAAACAGGAUGCUCUCUUCCUAUGAGGUUGGGGUUGGACCCCGAGGAGCAAUCACCAGAGACACUCACUAUGAGCUUUACUUCCAGUGUAAAUAUUCAGGUGUUAGCUUGGCCACUCUGGCUAUUGACCCUUCAGCCAAUGCUGAUCCUCCUUCCAUUGUUGCUUCUGGACCACUCCAAGUAGAACUAAGACUAGGAAAUGGUCACUGUGUUGCAAAGGGGUGUGUGGAAGAUGAAGUAGCCUAUACCUCAUACUACAGUGCUGCUGACUACCCUGUGACUAAGGUUCUGAGGGAACCAGUGUAUGUUGAAGUGCACAUCGUGGGAAGAACUGAUCCAAAUAUUGUCCUGGUUUUGGGAGGCUGCUGGGCGACUGCUUCCCCUAACCCCUACAGCCUUCCCCAGUGGGACCUUCUGGUGAAUGGGUGUCCCUAUAAGGAUGACCGCUAUUUGACCAAGCUGAUGCCAGUUAAUGGCAUGUCUGGACUUGCAUACCCUACCCAUUACAGACGCUUUGUCCUGAAGAUGUUCACAUUUGUGGAUCCAGACUCUAUGGCUCCAAUGCAUGAGACGCUCUACAUCCACUGCAGUACAGCUGUAUGUCUUCCAACUGCACAAGACUCUUGUGAACCGAUAUGUGCCAGAAGAAAAAGAGAUGCUGCUGCAGAAGGCUCUCCUCACACCUCAGGAAUAGUGUCCAGUGGAGGAGUGAUCUUUACCCAAAGCUCUUCACCUCAGUUUGUUUAAAUCUAUGGAGAAUAAAGAUUUUCUUUUUAACUUUCAA
Ictalurus punctatus (channel catfish) is the source of this 1324-nucleotide messenger RNA. RefSeq names its product zona pellucida sperm-binding protein 4. The record is from RefSeq and is a predicted model, not a curated record. Gene Ontology annotation, molecular function: structural constituent of egg coat; acrosin binding. Bases 31 to 1287 code for a protein of 418 amino acids. Gene Ontology annotation, cellular component: egg coat. Gene Ontology annotation, biological process: prevention of polyspermy; binding of sperm to zona pellucida. The transcript has 8 exons. NCBI's taxonomy places the organism in Eukaryota, Metazoa, Chordata, Actinopteri, Siluriformes, Ictaluridae.